Messenger RNA from Aspergillus heteromorphus CBS 117.55, 1314 nucleotides. RefSeq names its product protein-lysine N-methyltransferase. The record is from RefSeq and is a predicted model, not a curated record. The transcript is spliced from 4 exons. NCBI's taxonomy places the organism in Eukaryota, Fungi, Ascomycota, Eurotiomycetes, Eurotiales, Aspergillaceae. Bases 255 to 1082 code for a protein of 275 amino acids.
GUUUAUGUGUCUUUCAACCUUCAUCAUGUCCCUCCCCCUCCUCACGGCCCAAUACUUCCAGCAACUCGAUCCUCGGCUCCUCUUCCUCCCCGAUGGCCCAACUCUCCUCCACCCCGCCACCCAACAGGCCCUCUACGCCGACCUCUUCGACGAAUCCACCAUCACAAGACCCCUCCCCACCGCAUCCUACCGCACCCGCGUGUUGAAGAUGAUUAUCGCCAAGCUGGAGGAUGCAAUCUCCGACCCGGAGGAGGAUGUAUGAGGACCCUGAAAUCUACGGCCCCCUCCUUGAAUCUCUCGGCACGCUCAUUUCAACCCCCAAACCCUCCGCCGUCCAACAAGCUCAGCAACUCACCCACGUCACCUUCACCUCCCCCUCCACCUCCCACUCUCAAUCCCAAGACAGACAAACAAUCAUCACCUCCGAAUCCCGUAACGCAAUUGUCACCGCGGGCACCACCGGCCAUCGAACCUGGGAAGCCGCCCUACACCUCGCAACCUACCUCUCCACUCCUCAGGGAAGCAGUCACAUCGCGGGCAAGCGAGUCCUCGAGCUCGGCGCCGGGACGGGCCUCGUGUCCAUGUUCUGCGCCAAAUACCUGGACCCGGAGAUCGUGGUCGCCACGGAUCUCGAGCGGGGGCUGAUGGAACAGAUCCAGGAUUGUGCGGUGCGGAACGGGCUGGGGAAGGAGAGGUUUCGGGGAUGUAUUUGGGAGUGGGGACAGGAGAUGGAGUUGGGUGAAGGGGAGACAGAUGGAGAACGAGGAAAGACAGGGUUUGAUGUGGCGUUUGGCGCGGAUUUGAUCUACGACACAGACCUCGUCCCCCUCCUCGUACAAACCGUUAAAAACCUCUUCACGAGCUACGGCAUCCAGGAAUUCCUCAUUUCCGCGACCCUGCGCAACGAAGACACCUUCGGGACGUUUUUGGGAGCUUGUGAAAAAGAACACCUCGUCGUCGACCGCAUCCCCUUCGACUCACCAAAGGAAGAAGAGCAGACGGGCUUCUUCCAUUCCACGGCAAUCCCGAUCCGGACGUAUCGGAUCUCUCUUCCUCUUUCUCCUGCCCCUGGUGGGGAGUGAUCCUGUGGUUCGAUACAAGUAGUCCGAGUAGACUUCUACGCCAUUAUAUCCUAGCCUAGCCUAUCCUCUUGAGGAUUAGAAUACCGCGGUUGGUAUAUAUACAUGCCGUAGACUCAGACGGUAUAGACCUACCUACAGCGUAGACUCUCUUCCUCUCCCCUACAGGAUAGACAUGGGUCUUACGGAAUCUACUCAAGUAAGUCUAGUAUAGCACGUUUAUAACCCUACUUAU